GACAUACAGCGGUCCGUUAACAUAAUUCUGAUUCGGUUUUGCCAUCCUUUCUCGCGAGAUCUCGUUUACUGCUGCGUUGUCUCCGGGAAAAUACCGUGAGGCAUUCAUUAGAGGACUACUCAGCUAAGCCCUCCUAUUUAAUCUAUCCCUGCUGGAAUAGGGAACAUCAGCAAAAACGCAUCUACAAUCUGGAUUGAAGCCAAUUUUAAGAACUUCAUCUGAAUCAUGGGGAACAUUUUUGGGAACUUGCUGAAGAGCCUCAUAGGGAAGAAGGAGAUGAGGAUCUUAAUGGUAGGGCUUGAUGCUGCAGGAAAAACAACAAUCCUCUACAAGCUCAAACUGGGCGAAAUAGUCACCACAAUCCCAACCAUUGGGUUUAACGUGGAGACGGUGGAGUACAAGAACAUCAGCUUCACUGUGUGGGAUGUGGGUGGGCAGGACAAGAUCCGCCCUCUCUGGAGACACUACUUUCAAAACACACAGGGUCUAAUCUUUGUGGUGGACAGUAAUGACAGAGAGCGUGUGAACGAAGCACGAGAGGAGCUGAUGAGGAUGCUGGCUGAGGACGAACUGAGAGAUGCAGUCCUCCUUGUGUUUGCAAAUAAACAGGACUUACCAAACGCCAUGAAUGCUGCAGAGAUCACAGACAAGUUGGGUUUACACUCCCUGCGUCACCGCAACUGGUACAUCCAGGCCACCUGUGCCACCAGCGGCGACGGCCUCUAUGAGGGUCUUGAUUGGCUGGCCAAUCAACUCAAGAACAAGAAAUAAGAAGAAAACUGUGGGGAUAAAAACAGCAAGCAUCCACACCCAUCCAACUUUUUAUUUGUUCUGGGAAAUGUGGGUGCAAGUGAGGAGCGAGGGUUUUGAAUGAUAGAUCACAAGCAAGAUUCUAUGUUUGGGGGUGAUUUUUGGGGUUUUGUUUUCAGUCUGCUGAGGUUCCUAAUAGUUUUCAGCGCUUAUUAAAAACAGAUUCUCAUGUACUUCAUAUUUAAUCACUCACUCGCGCACACACACUCACACACACACACACACACACACACACAUGAAUGGACACUAACCAUAAGCAAUCACAGCAGACACUUGCUUUUUCCUGUGUCCACCUCUUGUCCUUAGGUGCAUUGUACUGUAUGUUAGUCUCUAGGUGCUGUACCAAGUCACGUGUGACUCCACUGAGUUAGCAAUGACUCAUUUAUGACUUUUCGUUGAUCUGUGUCUUUCAGCUAUCGGUCGUCCAUGCAAAGAACUGUUCUGUGUCAGUUGCACUUCCUGUUUGUUUGUUUUUCCUUUCCUGCGGGGGUAACAGAGCCAUGUUUGAGAACAAUCACAGCUUAAUAAUUCACUUCAAUGGUUCGUUCUCCCCUUUUAACUUGUGAGCAAUGCUGAGGCACUUUGAUACUCAGAUAAAGUGUGUAGAUGCGUGCGAGUAUGCACACGUACUGUAUGUGUUUAUGCAAGUGGCCUAGUCAGUAUUAGUCUUGGGCAAGUCUCUGAAACAGAAAAAGACAACAGGACUGGAGUUUCCUCUUACUGCCUCACUUUUGAUAUCUGUGCUGUGUUUCUACUCCCUGCGCUGCCCUUUUUAAAUAUUUUAAAAUGCUCGUGACUGCCUGAACUGCAUGCAUCCUGUUAGAUCUUACGGACACUGUUGCAUACUUUUCCAUCCUCUGUACUGCAUGGAUGUUGACGCUGUUUCUAUAGCCGCCCUCAUCGUGUUCAGGUGUUGUUCACAGUACGAUGCAGAGACUAGCGGAGCCGCAAGUUUCCACCUGUAGUCCUCGACGUGCCCUAAAUGCAGCAUACUCAGCUUUAUGGUCUUUCGAUGUGUAAGCAGUAUAAAGGUUAACCCGUGCAUAAACACAACACACAUGACCUGCACAGCUGCUGCUUGUCUGCCUUCGUGUGUGACCGUAUGAGUACUCAAACUGCAUCAGGUUGCUCUCGCUUUGUGCGUUUUCGUCUCAGAGUUGCAUAUCGGGAGGAUGAUUCUGUUGCUUAUGAGCCUUUGUUAAUGAAUGUGAACAGCGUUGAUGAAUCUGUGGCUGUAAUGACAUUUAUUUCAGAAGCAUAUUCCUUUAUUUCAGUGACGUGUCGGAAUAAUAUUAUGUUUAGCCUGCUUUAGAAAGAAGAGUAAGCAGAUCAGUUCAUUCACUUCUGAACAGCAGACGAGUUACCCCGUCACCACUGAUACCAGCAGAAUCCACAGACUCCUGAUCUCUUUGUGCCAUACAUGGGUUUUACUACUCAUAUACCAAUGACAGCACGACAUACUGUAAAUCCACUACACCAACUUAAGAGUGCAUUGUUCAUAUUCCGACUCUUAUCGUAUGUUAAAUCAUGAGUUUGAUCAUUUCAGUUUCGUGGCCUUAUCUUUAGUGAUGACUUCGAAUUGAUUUUUUCUCAGCUUGUUUGUUUCUGAUUUUAAGUCACAUAUAUUAAUCUAUAAAGAAUGAUUUACAGAUUUAUUUCUCUAUGCCCUCAAAAGGCGGGUUUUGCACCACAGUUCAGGGUGAUUAGGCAAAGGUUUUGUCCAUUUUGUUUUGCCAGUAUACUUGAUUGAUAUUUGGUGGUAGAUUUCUUUGGUUUUCUUUGGGGUGUGAAGAAACUUUGAUGUAGACUGUGUCUGUGAAACAAUGAUAAUCUGUGCGAAAAAAAAAGAUAAUAAAAAUACUUAUGAUGAUUCAUUCUGUACCGUUAUAGUUACACAAGUAGAUUCAACAGCGGCAAAGACCAUGUUUCAGUGCUGAAUGCAAGGAGACAUAUGUAUGUUAUGUAAGACAACAAACAAAAUCCUGCUGUAUUACAAAUAAACCCAUUUUCUGUA
This is a messenger RNA of Scatophagus argus, 2824 nucleotides long. RefSeq names its product ADP-ribosylation factor 3. Lineage: Eukaryota; Metazoa; Chordata; Actinopteri; Scatophagidae. The transcript has 5 exons. Gene Ontology annotation, cellular component: plasma membrane; cytoplasm. Gene Ontology annotation, molecular function: GTPase activity; GTP binding. The coding region runs from base 226 to 771 and encodes 181 amino acids. Gene Ontology annotation, biological process: intracellular protein transport; vesicle-mediated transport. The record is from RefSeq and is a predicted model, not a curated record.